GUAAAUGAGUGUCAUUGGACUCCAAGCUGCUUAGAGCCAUGAGGGUGAUACUGCUAGCAGUGGUUUACAUCUCAUUCACCGUGGCUGUGGAACGGUAAGAAAACACGUCUAGCACCACUGAAUCCCCCUCAUUCGAUUCAAGUCUAUCAAGAAACAGCUGAGGGAAAAUGGAGAAUUAGAGGAAUUUUGGAGGAAUCACCACCCUGAUGUUUUUGCCCGGAGGUACCUACAUUGCUUCCCAGAAGAUAUUUCUUUAUCAGUAGGAACUGCUUCAGAAAGGCUGUAUGAUUACAUGAAUGCACAGUACUAUGGAGUUGUGAGUGUUGGCACGCCACCGCAGAGGUUCACUGUUGUGUUUGACACCGGCUCCUCCAAUUUUUGGGUCCCUUCUGCUUAUUGCAUCAGUGAAGCGUGCAGAGUGCACCAGAAGUUUAAGUCCUUUCAGUCAGAUUCAUAUGAACACGGAGGGGAAGCCUUCUCCCUGCAGUACGGCACGGGACAGCUUCUGGGCAUUGCUGGCAAAGAAACGCUGCAGAUAAGUAACAUCUCCAUCAAGGGACAGGACUUUGGUGAGUCGGUGUUUGAGCCAGGAAUGACUUUUGCCCUUGCCCACUUUGAUGGUGUUCUGGGCUUGGGCUACCCUUCUUUAGCAGUGGGGAAUGCUCUGCCCGUGUUUGACAGCAUCAUGAAUCAAGAGCUGGUAGAGGAGCCGGUCUUCUCUUUCUAUCUGAAAAGAGGAGAUGAUAUUGAGAAUGGUGGUGAGUUGAUCCUCGGGGGGAUAGACCAUUCCCUCUACAAGGGUUCAAUUCACUGGGUCCCAGUCACUGAGAAAAGCUACUGGCAAAUACACCUGAACAAUAUAAAGAUCCAGGGCCGGGUGGAAUUUUGUUCCCAUGGCUGUGAAGCCAUCGUUGACUCAGGCACUUCUCUUAUCACUGGCCCUUCUUCACAAAUCAGGCGAUUACAGGAGCAUAUUGGGGCAAGUCCAUCGCAUACUGGAGAGUUUCUCAUAGACUGCAGAAGACUGUCCAGCCUGCCUCACAUAAGCUUCACAAUUGGACACCAUGAGUACAAACUAACAGCAGAGCAAUACAUCAUAAAGGAGUCUAUUGAAGACCAAACCUUUUGCAUGAGUGGCUUUCAAUCCCUCGACAUCACCACUCGUAACGGCCCACUCUGGAUUUUAGGAGAUGUCUUCAUGUCUGUGUUUUACUGCAUUUUUGACCGUGGGAAUGACAGAGUGGGAUUUGCAAAAGCUGUUCAUAAGAAGGAUUACAACUGAGUUGUAAUAACAUUUAUUCUGCCUAACAAAAUGUUAAUGUAAUGAUCUUCAAUGCACAUGUCAAGAAGGGCUUUAAAUGAAACUCUGGACCUAAAUGCAGUUCUGUUCUCCGGUCCCAGGAUUUAAGGGCUUUGAAGUGGUCCUUGUCCCAGUUAUAUAGUUUGGUUCAAUCUCUAUAUGUUUACAACUGAGAAACAAUUUUUCCUGAGUAACUGAUUGACAGCUCAGGUCUUAGGAUGAAGUGAAAACAGCUCAGUGCUCAGAUUUGCAAAAGAGCAGAAAGGAUAAAAGUGCCAAACAGUGCCAGGCUGACAAGGUAACAGUUAGGAGUAGGGGGAAAAAGAAUCCCAAUCUGGCCUGGGUACCCAUUUUAAUUCUUGUAUGCUAGUUUCCACCCCAUUUCCUACUGCUUUCCUAUUCCUCACUAUUUUCCACCUUGUUUCCUCGGUGCCAUGUAAAUUCUCUUCAUAUGAACUUGCUUCAGCCAGUGGCUGAUAAUUUCUACUACUGUUUCUUGCACACAAUUUCCUGCUCCUUACACCCUUUCUCAAACCUGCUUUUUUCCUUGGGUUCAUUCUCACUUGACGCUUUUUUCCUCUUUUGGGUCUUGAUGUUUAUUGUCUGUGUCUUAGAUCAGGUGCUGCUUUCAGUGUCUGACAUCUCUGCCCCUUGGCAGUGGGGGCAGCUAGAAGCAGCAUCUAUUUGCAUUAUAAUGCCCAAAGGGAUUGUAAAGGGAGCUGUGAAGGGAUACCACAGCAUCCCUCCACCUCCGAUGAGUUACAAGACUGACACACCAGCACUAAACAUCUACUGCCCCUUGGCUCAGCCACUUCUUGUCAGCAGUGGCAGCAGCUUCAGCACUGGCAGAGGUGUGAAACAGCUGUGCUGAUUUGGCAAAAGAAGAUUCACCCAAAUUAUACCCAUUGGAGUAUUUGUUUGGAUUGUUAGAGCUGACAUUGCCCCUGUAAAUGUGAAUAAAACUUA
This is a messenger RNA of Cuculus canorus (common cuckoo), 2266 nucleotides long. RefSeq names its product cathepsin E. Bases 293 to 1282 code for a protein of 329 amino acids. NCBI's taxonomy places the organism in Eukaryota, Metazoa, Chordata, Aves, Cuculiformes, Cuculidae. Gene Ontology annotation, molecular function: aspartic-type endopeptidase activity. The record is from RefSeq and is a predicted model, not a curated record. The transcript is spliced from 9 exons. Gene Ontology annotation, biological process: proteolysis.